GAAGUGAGGAGGAAGAGGAGAAGGGAGGGAAUUCUCCCGGCGGCAGCAGCCUUUCCGCCGCCUUGGCCUCUUCCCUCGGGAUGUUGUCUUUGGAUUUCUUGGACGAUGUUCGGCGGAUGAACAAGCGUCAGUGCCCCCCUCAUCCUUGUCCCCUCGCCCCCUUCCCAGCUGUAUUACCAGGUGCUGAACUUUGGGAUGAUCGUUUCCUCAGCGCUGAUGAUCUGGAAGGGGCUGAUGGUGGCAACGGGCAGCGAGAGCCCCAUCGUGGUCGUACUUAGUGGCAGCAUGGAGCCUGCUUUCCACAGAGGAGACCUCCUCUUCUUAACCAACCGCAUUGAAGAGCCAAUCAGAGUGGGCGAAAUUGUGGUCUUUAGGAUAGAAGGAAGGGAAAUACCAAUAGUGCACCGGGUUUUGAAAAUUCAUGAAAAACAAAAUGGAGACAUCAAGUUUUUGACGAAAGGCGACAACAACGCGGUGGACGACCGAGGCUUGUACCGACAGGGGCAAUACUGGUUGGAGAAGAAGGACGUGGUUGGAAGAGCGAGAGGAUUUGUGCCGUACAUUGGGAUUGUGACCAUCCUAAUGAACGACUACCCCAAAUUCAAGUACACCGUCCUCUUUCUACUGGGCCUGUUUGUGCUGGUCCAUCGAGAAUAGCCUGCUGCCCGGAAGAUGGUGCCGGUUGUGCUGAAGAAGAGCGAGCGAGAAAGAGAGGGGUGUGACGGCAGGUACAUGUCACUUCUUCCUGACCCAAUGGGGCCGGGCUCUUUAGUUUUAUUUUCUACUACAGCUGUGUAACAAGAAAGUUGAUCCCAGUAUUUUGAACAGUUUGUCACAUUUUAAGCCUUUUUGUACAUCGGUGAAUUUUUUAUAUUAAAAGUUUUCAGCCAAA
Anolis carolinensis (green anole) is the source of this 892-nucleotide messenger RNA. RefSeq names its product SEC11 homolog A, signal peptidase complex subunit (gene sec11a). Gene Ontology annotation, cellular component: signal peptidase complex; membrane. Gene Ontology annotation, molecular function: serine-type endopeptidase activity. The transcript has 6 exons. The record is from RefSeq and is a predicted model, not a curated record. NCBI's taxonomy places the organism in Eukaryota, Metazoa, Chordata, Lepidosauria, Squamata, Anolidae. Bases 196 to 657 code for a protein of 153 amino acids.